CCCAUCUUGUACUCGAAAGCUUAUAUUAUAUUAUUUAAUUAAGUAUCUGGAGAAAAAUGAGAUAACAUUUUUUAUUUAUCUCAGGUGACAUUCACAGUGUCACAGCAGAAUAAAAUAAUUAAGAUUAAGUAUAAGGACUGUGAAAUAAAGAAAAUAAAAGAGUUCAAAAUGUAUACAACUAAAAAAAAGCAAAGCAAGGAACUGCAGUGAAGAUUCAUGUUAAAAUAUGCUAGUACAAUAAUUAAUAAAAAAGCAACAUUAAUAAAGCAACACACAAUUAGUAAAUCAAUCUCAAUAGAUUUAUCAGAGUCACAAAUGGUAUAUUUAAUGAUAGACCUGAGAGGAAAAGCUAUGAAAGCAUAUACAAAUAAAUCUAACUAUGCUCAUAUCCAUACUGUAUGUGUUUAUGAACAACAGUGCAAAAGUAAUGGUGCAAGUAUGAGUAACGACUGAAUGAAAAUAAUCUGCAAACUAUAUAGUUAAUACAGUAAUAUAACUUUAAUACUAAAUAGUUUUCCUUCUAAUCCAAAUUCAGUCCAUGAAUGUUGUGAUAAUUACCCGAUGAAUUUAAUCAGGUGUGUUAAAAUGAAGUAGAAUAAUUAACCAGUCCUGGCGCAGGAAGCGGGACAAGUGUAAACGUCAUGACAGGCUCUGCCCAUUUUGUGACGUAGUACACAGGAACGCCCGAGAGACGCUGACAGGAAACAUGCGGAAAAGCCGAAAAGAGUGAAAUGUAACGAAAACACUUCAAAUAGGCGGAAAAACAGGAGGUUGAACCUUUAGUUGAUGAGAUCGUGGUUUAUUUGUUCCACGACCGCGUGUAUUUAAAUGAAUAAUAAUUAAUUCGUGACUCAUGAUACAUUUUAACACAAUAUGCAGCUUAUUUAUCCUGGACUUGAGCUGCCAGACCAGUCAGUGCUGAUUAGAUGAAAUGGUCGCAACUCAGUGAAGAGUAAAAUAAUCCAAAGCAGAAGACCAGUCAAUAUUUCUACAUACAUGGAAACCUCAAAGGCAAUGGCUGAAACGGAAAUAAAAGUCGCCUUCGUGAGCAACCUCAAUGGCACGACGCUGACAGAAGUGUCUCUCGGAUCCUUCCUCGCCCCUCUCUGUCUUCUCAGCCGAGGCUUGUUCGUACCAGUGUUCCACCUAAAUAAAGGUGUUCUCCCACUAAGCAGCAGUGCUCACCUGCUUUUGGAUUUUAUUCUGCUCAUAACACCGCUGGUCCUCUCCUGCACUGUCCUUAGUGACGUCCUUCACUGGGUUAUAAUUUUGUUGGCUGUCGUUGAUGUUUGUGCAGUUUUUAUAUUGUACUCAAAAAGGCAUAAAAAACCUGCCGGUCAUCAGAGUAUGAUUGACAGCUUUGAACACAGCCAUGUCGAGUCCAGUCUGGUGCCUUUUUUGACAGCGUUCAGGGUGCUGGUGAACGUCAAGACGGCUAUCAGCAUCCUAGCUGUGGAUUUUACUGUUUUUCCGAGACGAUACGCCAAAACGGAGAUGUACGGGACAGGGGUUAUGGACUUCGGGGUGGGAGCUUAUGUUAUGGCUAAUGCAAUGGUGUGUCCUGAAGCUAGAGGGAAGAAAAUACAGGGUUCGAAACUGAGCCAUUUGGCAAAGCAGGUUUUCUCAAUAUGGCCCCUGGUGGUGCUCGGUCUUGCGAGGCUGGCUAGCGUGAAAGCGACAGGCUAUCACGAACACAUCACCGAAUACGGGCUGCACUGGAACUUCUUUUUCACUUUAGCCAUAGUGAGAGUGGUGGCGUCAGCUUUACUCGCCGUGUUUCCCAUCAACGUCUCCUGGCUCUUGUCUUUACUGAUCAUUGGCGCUUACCAAGUCGUCUUGGAGAAAACAGAUCUGAAAUCAUUCCUCACCCAGAACGCUGAGCGCGGUAGCUUCAUGCAAGCCAAUAAAGAAGGUAUAUUCUCUGUAGUGGGUUACGUGGCUGUCUACAUGGCUGGAGUUCAGGUUGGUGUCUAUCUAAUGCAGACUAGAACUCUGGUCAAGGACUGGAUACGAGUUAUCCGGAACCUUCUACUGGGAAGCUUUGGGCUCUGGGUUGCUUUACAUGCCUGUCAAACGCACAUAGAGCCGGUUUCACGCCGCAUGGCCAACCUGCCGUUCUGUAUAUGGACCAUAGCACAGUCCUUGUUUUUUCUUUCCUGUUUGGGCAUAGCUGAUAUUGCAUUGCUUUUUGCCAAAGUGGUGUCCAGUUUCACUGCUGUGUCAGCCUCCUGGAAUCCCCGUCACCGUUCGGAAACAGAACGGAAAAUAAUGAACAAACUGGACGCUUUGUGUUUAAUUCAGGCUGUGAACAGGAAUCAGUUGCUGUUUUUCCUCCUCGCGAAUGUAAUGACUGGAUUAACCAACAUACUCGUAGACACUCUGAAAAGCAACGACUUGUUUGCGGUUUGUGUUUUGCUUUCUUACAUGUUCAUAAACAGUUUAAUCAUAUUCAUUUUACAUGUAAAUAAUAUUACAGUUAAAUUUUGGUAAUUUUCCUCCCUUGUUUUAAUCGGGUUAGAUUAAUUACUGCUAUGAAGAGAUCACUUGAAAUGAGAUUGUAGGUCAUAAUUAUAAACGAUCUGCUGUGUAUUUAUCACUUUGUGAUAUCUCGAAUAAAAAAUUGGAAGUGC
This is a messenger RNA of Ictalurus furcatus (blue catfish), 2630 nucleotides long. It is a transcript of the gene pigw, whose product is annotated as phosphatidylinositol glycan anchor biosynthesis, class W. NCBI's taxonomy places the organism in Eukaryota, Metazoa, Chordata, Actinopteri, Siluriformes, Ictaluridae. Gene Ontology annotation, molecular function: glucosaminyl-phosphatidylinositol O-acyltransferase activity. Gene Ontology annotation, cellular component: endoplasmic reticulum; membrane. The record is from RefSeq and is a predicted model, not a curated record. Gene Ontology annotation, biological process: GPI anchor biosynthetic process; protein localization to plasma membrane.